AUGGAUUUAGAAACACUGAAACAUGGGGCACAUAGUGAUCAGAUACAUGAAAUUCUAAGGCAAUUAGAGACCUGUACCAAUGAGCCAGUAAAUCUCGAGACCUCGAUGGUCCUCAUCAAAUUCGUCCUUCCCGUAUAUCCAUCGCUGCCGGGAAACACUAAGGUGAUCCUCAGACGGCUAGUUUCUAAGUCGUUUACGUUUUUAGCGCACUUGAUAACUUUCUCUACAACACUAGAUCGUCGCGGUGGGAUGAAUGAGAUUCGCAUAUAUCAAGAGUUUUUGAAAGACGUUAUUAGUCUUGAGCAAGGAUGUUUGAGCUGCUACAUAAAGACAUGCGCUGCUAGUAACGUGAACCGUAAUAGCGUCAAGGCUUUUUUUUUUGGAAGUAAGAUAUUUAAUUUGUUGGCCAGCCAAAUUGACAUAGCUAAAUACCUGGAAUAUUUACGCCUUCAGUGGAAAUUUGUUCUUGAGAACGACAAUAUCAAAACAAAUUCAGACGGAUUCCUAGGUGAAUGGCUAUUGUCGACUUUUCUUCUCAGUCCUGCAUUAGCAACUGACAUAUUCAUGGACGAAUUAUUCUUACUUGAAGAAAACUAUUUUUCUUCAUUCCAAAAAAUAGUAUCAAGUAGUAGUCCCUUAGUGCAAAGGAGGCUUGUUACUAAGUUCCUAAUACCAUAUGUCCAAGCACAUUUAACUGAAGUAAACAUAAAUGAUGUUAGGAAAAUUCUAAGGCGGUUUGACCUUGAUAAAAUCAUGAGUCUAACCGUACUGCUGGAAAUACAGUCUCUACCUCUAAAGGAAAUAAUAGUUCGUUCGAUAGAUAAUGGUACUUCUGUGAAAACCGCGAAUGCAUUGGUUAAUCAAUUCGCAGAUUUUGCUGACGAGGACAGAGAUGCAAAAAUUUGCGAAUUACUUGUGCUGCUCACGGUUUAUAACCUGAACAAGAAUCAGAAAGAAGAAAUAUCACAUAGCGGCCAAUUUUUAAAUGGUGUAACGAAGCAUUUGGGCAGCAACGAACGUGAGGCAAGAGAAAGGGCCAUGUUUAUUGCUAAGCUUCUAUCCGAUAAUGAGUUAAAGUACGAAAGUGAUUUCAAAAUCGAUGUGCCAAAUUUGAAGUUCGAAAGCAACAGUGAUGACGAAAUCAUCGACUUCAAAUCUCUGAAAACCCCAUCAGUAUUCAAUACCCACAUUGAGGAAAAGAACAAUAAAGUUAUAGAGAUCUCGGGCCGUGUUCAAUCUCUUGCAAUGGGUGACGGUGAUAGUGAUGACGAAAAUGAUGAUGAUGAUGAGUGCGUUAAGCGGAUUGUAUUUUUGAAAGACUUAAUGAGAGAGUAUGAACAUACUGGUGAAUCUCGGAAAACUCGAUUAAUACCGCUUCUGAAGCAAACAGUAAAAUUGGUACGGCAAAAGACAGAUUUCCCAUUAGAAGUUGGUUAUUAUGCUCAGGGAAUUUUGUCAAGCCUAACGUGCUUAAACAAUGAAUUCGAUGAAUCGCUUUUCGAACAAUGGAGAAUCAAUGCCUUAGUAAGCGUACUAGUCGUUCUUCCAGCAAAGGUAACCGAUGCAAUAAAGAUCCUUUUUAAUUCGGAGCUUUCAUUACAGCAAAGGAUGUCAUUAUUAUCUGCGUUAGGUCUUUCUGCAAGGGAGUUAAGAGGUCUUGACGAUCCAACCGUCAUCAAACCUAAAUUUGAUUUUCCUACAGAUCGUUUGCCUUGGGAUAGCCAAAGCCAUGGCAAUUUAACGCUUGUUGAAGUUCAAGAGUCAUCGAGUCUAAUGAAAGAGACGAAAACAGUAUGGAAGUCUAGGAAACUGGGCAGGGAUCAAGAGAAAGGAACACAAAACCGGUUUAGAAAACACGCGAACUUGUUCUUCUACCCAUUGGCACACGGUUGGCUCAAUGGUAUUGAAGUGGGUACAUACAACCAGCUUUUCAAGUCACAUUAUUUAACCACAUUGCGUAUCAUAUAUUCUUGCGCCGAUCCAGUCCAUGACUUUGACGCUAUGACUCAAUUGAUGGAUCAAGUAGUGAGUCUAGCAAUAGAAGAGGGAGUUCCCCUCAACCAGAAUCAGUAG
Saccharomyces eubayanus is the source of this 2073-nucleotide messenger RNA. RefSeq names its product Tel2p (gene TEL2). The coding region runs from base 1 to 2073 and encodes 690 amino acids. The record is from RefSeq and is a predicted model, not a curated record. The transcript has a single exon. Lineage: Eukaryota; Fungi; Ascomycota; Saccharomycetes; Saccharomycetales; Saccharomycetaceae. Gene Ontology annotation, biological process: protein stabilization; telomere maintenance via telomerase. Gene Ontology annotation, molecular function: telomeric repeat DNA binding; Hsp90 protein binding. Gene Ontology annotation, cellular component: cytosol.